AGUCCUGAGUGUCUACGAUUGUGAAUAUCCUUUUGGAGAACAUCUUGAAAUAUUAAAAAUGGUUUUUUUAGCUCUUUAAAUACAUUAUCUCAUGUAGUAACUUCUGUAGACUUUUUGAGUCAAGUCAGUCGUUCUCCUAAUUACGGAUCGGGUUCCUAAAGCUGCAAGAAAAAGUAAUCAGUGACUUCAAAUCUGCCUGUUCCAGUAGAUUGUGAAGAGUAUUACUUCAGCCUUCACUGGUUUCUACUCACUGAGCAAAAGCACUGAAUCCGGCAGUUUACAAAUGGCAGAAGUCAAGUCCAUGUUCCGGGAAGUCCUGCCAAAGCAAGGGCAGUUGUCUGUGGAAGAUGUAACCACAAUGGUGCUGUGUAAGCCCAAGCUUCUACCCUUAAAGUCUCUGACUCUGGAAAAGCUGGAGAAGAUGCAGCAGGCAGCACAGGAUACAGUCCGUCAACAAGAAACGGCAGAAAAAGACGACCGGCAAAGAACCCAUUGACCAGUACCACUUAAAAGGAUGCCCCAUCUUACCCCUUAACUGUUCAGUAAUUAAAAACUAUUCUGCAGAUGUAGGCUGAAACCGCAUAAUCAAAGUGGGCAUUCUUAACAUUAAAACCCAGAACUUGGGAAUUUAAAUAUUGGUUUGUGUUAAAAGAAAAACUUUGAACCAGGUUUUAUAGAAUUUUGAAAAGUUUAUAAAUUAUUUACCAUACCAUAUUGUUAUGAAUAUAAAGAUUAAAUGCAUCUUUUAUGGGGGAAGGAUUUCUUCGUGUUUAUUAGAAACCUUGAUCUGAAAAUAAACUCUUAUUGGGCUUGUACAUUAAAGUAA
Molecule: messenger RNA, 826 nt
Organism: Meriones unguiculatus (Mongolian gerbil)
Lineage: Eukaryota; Metazoa; Chordata; Mammalia; Rodentia; Muridae
Gene: Bbip1
Product: BBSome interacting protein 1
Exons: 4
Coding region: 284-496 (70 amino acids)
Biological process (GO): receptor localization to non-motile cilium; cilium assembly
Cellular component (GO): BBSome
Source: RefSeq, a predicted model, not a curated record